This is a messenger RNA of Colletotrichum gloeosporioides, 1764 nucleotides long. RefSeq lists its product as uncharacterized. Lineage: Eukaryota; Fungi; Ascomycota; Sordariomycetes; Glomerellales; Glomerellaceae. The transcript has a single exon. The record is from RefSeq and is a predicted model, not a curated record. Bases 1 to 1764 code for a protein of 587 amino acids.
AUGAGGGAUCACCCACGCAGCCCCCGCCAGGGAUCCCCCGCCCCUCAGUUCCCCCCGCGCAGCCUCUCCGACGAGCUGGGCGAUUUCAUGUCCUCGACGGACGACGAUGAGGAGAGGGACUACGACGACAGCGAGGAGGAAGAGGACGACGACCAGAGGACCCUGGCGACGCCCAUGUCGUCGCGCAAGUCGUCGCAGGACAGCUUCUUCGACGAAGACGACGAGGUGCCCGAGGAGUUUCCGCCGCUGCUGAAGCCCUUUCCCGCUAGCACGAGCACGCGCAAGUUUGCUAGGAUUGACUAUGCGCGCGGGGCGGGGCAUCAUGCGUACGCCAGCGACGACGAGGCGGAGUGCACCAGCAGCAGCCGGCCCGGGACGGCGCGGUCGGUGGUGGUGCCGCCGCCGUUCCGGCGCAGCUCGACGUGUCCGGUGCUGACGCCCGAUUUCCUGCAGGGCGCGGCGGACGACGUGGUCAAGCUGAUGCCGGAGCAGGCGGACUUCAUGAAGAAGAUGGUGGAGGGGUGGCGGGAGAUCCAGCGGCGGUCGAGCGUGAGCGUGCUGAACGCGGCGCCGAGCCCGCUGUCGGUGGUGUCGCCUGGGAUGAAGAGGCCGAAUACGGCGCCGAGCCCGUUCCACCCGCCGCCGCAGAUGAACUUUUCGUCGUCGUUUCCGAGGGUGCCGGAGAGGUUGGACGAGGAGCUGGGGAGGUUGGAUGAGGAACCUGGGAGCGCGACGGAGAGCGAGACCGAGGGGGGGUUGGAGGAGAGGAUGGAGAGGGUUGAGGGGGCGAUUGAUGAGUUGAGGGUGAUGGCGAAGGAGAGCGCUGAGAAGGCGAUUGUUGGCGGGGAGGGCAACACUGAGAGAUUCAGGGUUGUGGAGAGGUGUAUUGAUACCAUUGGGAGGGUUUAUGAGAAGAAGGAGAGGGGGAGGAGGAGGAGGAAACUGGGGGCGAAGUGUGUUGGCGCGCUUGUGAGGAUCUGUGAGAUGUUUGCGAGUGAGGGAGCCGACGGGGGCUCGUACCGAUUUGAGUCCAGACUCUUGGAUGAGAUUACUGAAGAUACGGAAAGCGACGUGGAGGAUUAUGCGGACGACGAAGCUGAGGAUGACUUUAUUGAGAGGUUUCCGGAUUUCAUCGACGGAAGCUUCUUUGGGGAUGGCCCAACUGUUGUUGGUGACAUGACGCUCCCACCACCAAGCCCAACGAAAGACCCCCUGGAUGACCGACGGCAUGCUGCACUAGUCGAGCAAGCUAGGAACGAGCUCGAGACUCUGUUUGCUGAGGCGGCAGAGGCGGAGACACCGUUUGAGGAGAGGCAUUCGAGGGUGGUGUACGCCGUGGAAGCAUACCUGGCCAAGCUAUCCGAGAUGGAGGCGGCGCAUGACCGGGAUUUCAAAUGGCAUGCAGAGCUCAAGGCCUUCCACGUUGCGAUGGGGUCGAGGAAUAUUAUCGGGUCAGAACCGGGGACGGCCAUGGCACUCGUCGCAAGUCUGAGUCUGUGUUUUAUACCGAUUGCGACGGUGCUGUGGUACGUCACGGAACCGACGACCUCGUGGAUGCUGUGGAGGAUGUUGAUACCCAUCGGCUGUUACUUCUUGCUCCUUGCCGGGUUCUAUAUCGACCAGAAAGAGGCCAGGGAAGCACUUUACGAAGAACACUUGCCAUUUGAGGCGAGGGAAAUGAGGAGACGGCAUAAACGCGAGAAGGAACUGUUGCAUGCUGCACAUGAAAGAGCUGUGCAACGAGUUUAUUCCCCUGAAGGGUGA